AACCCGGAAGUGUUUUACGCGACUGAGGUCAAAAGCCGCGGACGAAACGCGUCACCGCUGUUGACGUCACCGCGCUCCCGCCUCGACGACGUGUUCUGAUUCGACGGCGGACGGGAAGCGGCCGCCGUCGUUCUUCCGAAGCCAUGGCCGAGCAGGCGGACCACCAGCACCAGCUGCACCACCGCGACGUCGUCCGCGGCUCGGUCCGCCACCCGACGUCCUCCGAGUCGGCCGACAAGGUCCGGGCGUCUUCGCCGCCGCAGGCGCCGGCGGGCCCGCUCGGCUGGGUGCGCCUCAACGUGGGCGGGACGUACUUCGUCAGCACCAAGCAGACUCUUUGCAGGGAGCCCAAGUCGUUCCUGUUCCGACUGUGCCAGGACCACCCGGACCUGGACUCCGACAAAGACAGCACCGGGGCCUAUUUGAUUGACAGGGACCCCACCUACUUUGGACCCGUCCUCAACUAUCUCCGCCACGGAAAGCUCAUCAUGGACAAGAACCUCGCUGAGGAAGGCGUUCUCGAAGAGGCGGAGUUCUACAAUAUCGCCUCCCUGGUGCGUCUGGUGAAGGAGCGCAUACGGGACAACGAGAGCCGCACGUCGCAGGGUCCCGUCAAACACGUCUACCGGGUCCUGCAGUGCCAGGAGGAGGAGCUGACCCAGAUGGUCUCCACCAUGUCGGACGGCUGGAAAUUUGAACAGCUGAUCAGCAUCGGCUCAUCCUACAAUUACGGCAACGAGGACCAGGCGGAGUUUUUGUGCGUGGUGUCUCGGGAGCUCAACAACUCGGCCAACGGCGUCGUCGUGGAGCCCAGCCAGAAGGCCAAGAUCCUCCAGGAGCGAGGCUCGCGCAUGUGACCGCGCCGUCUGAUUGGAGCACAGAUGCCGCUCGUCGUUCUGGGCUACUUCCCGUCCCGUUUGGCGGGAAAAUGCGUGGCGACCGAGGUGGGACGCUUCCCGUUGGAUGGCCCUCACUUCCCGUUUUCACAGGAAGUGACACGCGCCGCCGUCUCUUGACGUAGCGUCUCUGUGUCGCGCGUGCAAUUAGACCCUGGCAUACCAUCGCAUGUCGGGCGUCGGCCCCGCCCCUCGCCAUCACCCGGUCACGUGGCAGCGAGCGCGGAGCGGCGAGAGCAAACGCUCGUCCGGUUUGGCCAAUCGCGUCGCGUCUUUCGGACGACGACGGUUGUACGCCAACUUUCUGGAUCAAAGCCUGACAUUCAAGUUAAUUGGCGCUUUUAUCGAAUGAGCGUCAAAUGACAUUUGAAAUGCUAACAUGCUAAUGGAUAUGGGUUAGCAUUAGCAUGCCGUGUCGCUACCUAGCAGCGAGUUGUCAACGUGACGCCUGCAUGUGCGUUUUUCAGACCUGAUUAUCAUGCUAGCAGGACGCUAUCUGCCGAGGAUGAUAGCAUGUAUUAGCAUUGCUGGCGACUGGUAGAUGCUAGCGGUUAAGGGGGGGAAAAAAAAUACAUCUCAUACUGCGGGUUCAGAAAGUACUCGGAUCCCCUUAAAAAUUUUUUUUUUCAAAUUUUUUUUUUUUUGUUAAAUCGCCCCUCAUUAACGCACAUCAGUUGUUGAAAUGUUUGCACAUUUAUUAAAAGAGACAAACUGGAAUAUCGUGCAGCCAAAAUUCUUCAAACCCUUUGCUGUGACACGCGUUUCUUUCACUCGGGUUCUGAUCGUCCUUGAGAUGGUUCCGCACCUUCAUCGGAGUCCAGCUGUGGCCGGGGAAGCCAAAGUCUACAGAAGACCUUGCGGCCCCCAGUGGCUGUCACAGCAAAUGAGAACCGUGAGGUCCAAGGAACCGCCUGAAGAGCUCAGAGACGGGAUUGUGGCAAGGCACGGAUCGGGCCACGGUCACACACAGAAAAAGAAAAACAAACAAAAUGCUGCACUGAAAAGUUCUUAAGAGCACAGCGGCUCCAUGGAAGACAUUUUUGACCCCCACAACCCCUCCGCACAAAUCGAGCCAUGGGGGUGGGGGGGGUCGAAAAGAAGCCAAAGAUCACGAAAUCCAGUGGGGAGAUAGGAGAAAGUUCUAGAAAGUCAGCCCUCCUCCACCCGGGCAUCAGGCGUCCGAUCCAGUACUCCCGACAGUGAAGCGUGGGGGUGUUUUGGAGCCGCGGGGGCAGGACCGCCGCGAGCCAUGCAAGGAAGUAUCCGGGGCUAUCCUGGACCAAAACCGCUCAGGACCCCUUCCAAACCAGACAAUGACCCCUCAGCGCGCAGCAGGUAACCUGGCCCGACCGGAGCCUAACGGAGACCUGAAAAUGGCUGGCCAACAUCCGUCGGCUCCCGCUCGAUACUGAGCAAAGGAUCGCAAUACUUACUGCUGCGUGAUUAGUCCAGCUUUUUCUUUUUAAUCUGCCCAAGAACGUCUGCCAGUAUGGGAGGCCGUGUGGACGCCGACAAGCAAAAAAAAAAAAAAAAAAUGGAAUUCAUAUGAGUUUUGUAAAUGGCUGCAAUAUAAGAGAGCGGGAAAAAUUUACAGGGGUCUGAAUAUUUUCCGUAUCCGCUUGAUGACCUGUGGCCCUUCACAGUGCAGAUAAAAAUGAUCCCAAGGCAAAUUGUCAAAUUCCCGCACGUCUGCAAAAUGGCUGCCUGAUCCUGGAUGCAUUUCACAUCUCAGAUCCCUCUGGUGUAUUGCGGCAACAUUGUGAGCGUUAACGCUAAGGGCGGGACUUUUGUCAAAAGCAGUGCAAACGUUUUUAAAAAUAACCAAAAAGGCGGAAGGGGAGGGACGAACAAGCGCGCGAGAGGUCGCGAGUCCUCGGCCGCCGUCCUCGUCUCGACCCAAGAUGGCGCCGAAGACAGGAAGCUCG
Molecule: messenger RNA, 2821 nt
Organism: Syngnathoides biaculeatus (alligator pipefish)
Lineage: Eukaryota; Metazoa; Chordata; Actinopteri; Syngnathiformes; Syngnathidae
Product: BTB/POZ domain-containing protein KCTD2-like
Exons: 6
Coding region: 144-857 (237 amino acids)
Biological process (GO): protein homooligomerization; proteasome-mediated ubiquitin-dependent protein catabolic process
Cellular component (GO): cytoplasm; Cul3-RING ubiquitin ligase complex
Molecular function (GO): cullin family protein binding
Source: RefSeq, a predicted model, not a curated record